GUAGAGGUGAGGCGUAGAAGGGAGAGGUAAAGAGGGUAGAGGGGAGGCGUAGAAGAGGAUGAGGAGGGCGAAUGUAAAGGAGGGAAGAGUAUAUACGCCUACACGCGGCGUCGCCAGCUCGCUCAUUACGCGUGUGAUUUCAGAACGGAGAAACGGUGGUUAGCGUAAGAAGUGAAGCAUCGAUGGUGUUUCCGGCCAUCAACUACAUGCUGGAGUAUCCAAGGCCGAUGCUGCCCAACGUCCAGCUAAUUGGUGGCUUGUUGGCCGGACCGGUUCGCGACCUAGACGGGGUGGAGCCGUACAUAGCUGGUGCGGGAGAAAGGCCCGUCAUCUUCGUGUCGUUUGGUACGUUUGCAUCGUCGAUGGAGUUUCUACCAAAGGCAGUGCUUCAUGUGUUCUUGGAGACAUUUGGAAGUCUCAGUGAUUACUUCUUUGUUUGGACAAUUAAUCGCGGUGGCGUGGAUCCGAUCAUACCAACAAAUGUGAGGGUGUUCAAUCGAGUACCACAGAAUGACAUAUUGG
Molecule: messenger RNA, 522 nt
Organism: Priapulus caudatus
Lineage: Eukaryota; Metazoa; Priapulida; Priapulimorpha; Priapulimorphida; Priapulidae
Product: UDP-glucuronosyltransferase 2B14-like
Molecular function (GO): UDP-glycosyltransferase activity
Source: RefSeq, a predicted model, not a curated record